AUGGCCUCUCUGCAAUCGGGAUACCCCGCUCUGGGCCUCGAUCCUUCCGCGACUCGCGCCAUCUCUACAUCAUGGUGGAAUCUGGACCGCUCAUUGAACGCACUGAUCGAGGGAAUCAACGGCCGGAUUAGCUGCAGAGCAUACACCACGACGGAAGGCGACGGAAGCAGCGAGACCGACGAUACGAUAGAGGGACUCGCGUGGAACGCGAGAGGAGGCAGGCGCAGGGCUGUGAGGUUCUGGCGGGAAGGGGAGAGGAGGAAGGAUCUUGCCGAGCUGUGCCGAGGUGGCAUGGGACAAGUGACGCUUGAUUACGUCAGCGGAUGCCUGAAGAGAAGUUUCCAGGAAAUUGCUGUGCCCCGCUUCCAGAGAGGAAUCAGGGAAGCAGCAAGAAUUGGGGAAGGGGGAGGAAGGGGAGGUAAUGGAGCAGGACGGGAGCCAAAGAAGAGGGGCAAGCAGCACCCGCAGAUGGAAGCUGCCAGGAAAUUACGCAUUGCUUUGGACGAGCUCUGUGCAGUGAAGUACGCUUUCACGCUUGUGCUUGCUGACGUGGCAGCUGAGGUGGCACAAUGCAGUGCCAAGUAUGGUGUUGUGAACAUGUGGGAUGCUCCGGAGGGAAGGUAUGGGGGGCGAGAGAGUCUAGAAGGCGAUGGGGCCGAGGGUGGGGGGGAGGAGGUUCGGGCCUAUGGGGAAGGGGACGGUUAUGGGAACAGUGGGGCCUCUGGGGAGGGGGGGAAGGCAGACACGCUUGUUCAUUGGGCGGGGCGGUUGGAAGAGAGGAUGGGGCGGGCGUGGGUGUGGCGUGUGCAGCAGGUGAUGCUUGCACUGCGGUUCUCAGGACUGUCGUUCCUGGCGCAUGCUGUGCUGUCCGCUGUGCUGCUAGCCCGGCUUAAGGCGCAUGUGCAUGCAUCGGCAGGAGCUGUUUUCGACCGUCGGAUCCUCCCGCGCCUGCAUCGAUGGCUGCAGGUCACUGCCCUGCCCUUCAUUACUAUCACCACCUGCGCAGUCACCCCUAGCACCACCGGUACUGUCACCCCCACCACUGGCACCAGCACUGGUGCUGCUGCCCCCAUCAUCUCCAGCCGUGGAUCUCGCGCGUCGGAUGAGAUCUCAGCCGUACAUCUGCGGCAGUGGCACGCAUGGCUGGUCGCGUCGUUCCGGGCGGCGCUGGCCAAUCGGCUGCUGACAGCUGGCGCGUCGACGGCGGAUAUCCUGCAGCAGUAUGUGUCGGCCAUACGGGCGCUGAGGCUGGUGGACCCAUCGGGGGUGGUGCUGGAGGCAGUCAGCGAGCCCAUCAGACAGUACCUCAGAGGACGAAAGGACACCAUUCGCUGCAUCAUGACACUGCUGACCCAGCAUCCUUCUGCAGCGCCAAGUGGCGCCAUCAAGGGCGCUGCUGACGUGGCAGAUGACCCAGACCCCAUCGAUGCCGAUCCCUGGCAGUCGUCAGGGCAAGCACAGAGGGCGAGGGACAUAGUGCGCGUGCUGGCAGGGGUGUUUGGGUCGCGCGAGGUGCUGCUGGGGGAGUACCGCGGCAUGCUGGCGGAGAGGCUUGUGGGGCGCGCUGGGUAUGACACUGACAGGGACGUUCGCACUCUGGAGCUGCUCAAGGUGGGUGGGAGUUGGAGGGAGUAUAUACAGUCAAGGUACAUAGCAUGGGUGGAUGUCCAUUCAUUUGAGGUGCUGCUGGGGGAGUACCGCGGCAUGCUGGCUGAGAGGCUUGUGGGGCGCGCUGGGUAUGACACUGACAGGGACGUUCGCACUCUGGAACUUUUGAAGGUGCUGCUGGGGGAGUAUCGUGGUAUGCUGGCGGAGAGGCUGGUGGGACGCGCUGGGUAUGACACUGACAGGGACGUUCGCACGCUUGAACUGUUGAAGGUGCUAUGCGUGUGUGCUCCAUUGGAGGUGCUGCUGGGGGAGUAUCGAGGCAUGCUGGCGGAGAGGCUGGUGGGGCGCGCUGGGUACGACACUGACAGGGACGUGCGCACGCUGGAGCUGCUCAAGUUCGACACUGACAGGGACGUGCGCACUCUCGAGCUGCUUAAGUUCGACACUGACAGGGACGUGCGCACUCUCGAGCUGGUCAAGGUGCACGUGUGUGCUUCUGAUGGUGCUUCUAAGAGACGUCGCAACCUUUUUCCUCCCCAUUCCCCCUCCUCCUUUCUUUUGCUUUACUUUCAGUUGCGUUUUGGAGAGUCCAACUUGCAUGCGUGCGAGGUGAUGCUGAGGGACAUGGCGGAUUCAACGCGCAAUAACAACCCGGCCCUGCCCCUCUCCACACCCCACACCUCCCGUUUGCCUCUAACCCCUCCCGUUUCCCCAGCUGCGUUUCGGAUAUUGCGUUUUGGCGAGUCGAAUCUUCACGCGUGCGAGGUGAUGCUGAGGGACAUGGCGGAUUCAAAGCGCAUCAAUGGCAACGUGAAGGCGGCCAUGCGGCAGGCGCGGGAGGAGGCCCGGGAUUUGGCAGAGGCGCGUUUGAAUAUUGCUCGCUCGAAAGCCAUCAUGCGGCGACGAGGUGGAGAGAAGGAGGCUCAGGACUUGGCAGAGGCGCGUUCUGCUAUUGCUCGCUCGAAAGCCAUCAUGAGGCGACGAGUGAAGGCCGCCAUGGGGCAGGCGCGGGGGAAGGAGGCUCAGGUGCUGGCAGAGGCCCGUUAUGCUGGUGCUCAUGCUGCUAUUGUUCUUAUUCACCUACUUUUCCUCCUCCCCUCCGUUUCCCCCUCUUUCUCGAAUGGUUUCACACUUGCGUGCAGGCCUAUCAGUGGUGGGGGCAGGGAGGGGAGCAGCAACGGCACAGAGAGAAAGCACGGGCACGGGGGGAGGUCCAUCUGGGUCAGGCUCAUCUGCGUGGUCGCAAGCACAAACGCCAGAGCACCUGGUGCACCUCCCAACCCUCCUGCCCCUGCACCCCCCCCUCUCACCCGCACUUUCACCUGCCCAGAUUCUUCAGGGGCAGCUGCCCCUCCUCCCCGGGCAGCCCGGCCAAAUCUUCUGUCCCGCUGGGCCCGCCUCCGCCCAGACCUUCGCACACCAACGUUUUCCGGAGACCGUUCCGCAGAUCGCGGGCAGCCCGGAAAUUCCGCCCGGACUCCCGGCCAAUCAGGCGGCGGCAGCUCAGCUAUUGGGGGAAACAGGGGCAGCGAGAGGGGCGGGCAGGGGGGCUUCUGGAAUGUGAUGGAUGCAUUGGGAGGGGAGGGGAGUGGGGACGAGGAGGAUGAGGGGGAGAUGGAAGGAGGGGAGGAGGAAGAGGAGGAGGCGAAGCCAGAGGAGAAAGAGGAGUUGUUAGAAGCAGAGAAUCUAGACGCUACAAUUGUGUCUGCGCUUUUUUGGCCGGCUUUUCAAGAGGAAUCGGUGCGGUUACCAGCGCCGGUUACGAAGCUGAUGGAGGAGUAUGCAAGCAACUAUGCUACGCUGAAAGCGCCACGGAAGCUGCAGUGGAAGGCGAACCUGGGGUGCGUUACAAUCGAGCUGGAGUUUGGUAACGGGCGUAACACGCAGCAGUACACUGUAACGCCCGUUCAGGCGGCCAUUAUCCUGAAAUUCCAAACGGCUGGAGCAGGAGGAGGGGAUAAGGGUGGGGGAAGUGCAAGUGACGGUGCUGAAAACGGAGAAGCUAAUAAGGAGGAUGAGACGAAGCCGCAGUGGGCGGCAUCUGAGCUGGCGGCAGCCGUGGGCCUGUCAGUGCCGGUGCUGCGUCGGCGAAUCACGUUCUGGGUGAAUCAGGGCGUGAUAGUCGAAUCGGUCGCGACCAAUCGGUCUCCUCCGGAGCCUCUUUUCACAGCUGUCGAUCAACAAGCCGACCCUGCUUCCGCUGGUGCUGCUGGUGGGGACAGAGAUGGUGAUGUUGACGCUGCUGCUGGUGGUGCUGGUGAGGGUGCGGGGCUGGGUGGGUUGCGAGAAGAUGGAGAGGGAGAGGACAUGGUAGCAGGUGGAGAGUUGCUGAUCGGGGAUGAUGGUGAGGAGGAGGAGGGGGGAGGCAUGGUGGCAUCGUUGGAAGCGCAGAGGAAGCAGGAGAGUGCGGUGCACGAGUCGUUCAUAACAGGCAUGCUCACCACGUUCGACGGCCUGCCUAUCGAGCGAAUCCACAACAUGCUCAAGAUGUUUGUCUCUGACCCGCCGUAUGACCGCUCGCUGGCGCAGCUGCACGUGUUUCUGGGAGUGCUGGUGGCGCAGGAGAAAUUGGAGCUCAGGGAUGGGCUGUACCGUAAGAAAAAGUAG
Closterium sp. Yama58-4 is the source of this 4215-nucleotide messenger RNA. NCBI's taxonomy places the organism in Eukaryota, Viridiplantae, Streptophyta, Zygnematophyceae, Desmidiales, Closteriaceae. The record is from the annotation of a GenBank genome assembly.